This is a messenger RNA of Ipomoea nil (Japanese morning glory), 1386 nucleotides long. Its product is annotated as zinc finger MYM-type protein 1-like. Gene Ontology annotation, molecular function: protein dimerization activity. The record is from RefSeq and is a predicted model, not a curated record. Lineage: Eukaryota; Viridiplantae; Streptophyta; Magnoliopsida; Solanales; Convolvulaceae. The transcript has 2 exons. The coding region runs from base 1 to 1386 and encodes 461 amino acids.
AUGUCAAUUGUCUUGAGAUUUGUUGAUAGAGAUGGCUUUAUACAAGAGAGAUUCUUUGGAGUUGUUCAUGUUAAGGACACUAUUGCAUCAACAUUGAAAGAAGGUAUCUUUUCUAUCUUAUCUCGUCAUAAUCUUGAUGUUCAAAAUAUUCGAGGACAAGGUUAUGAUGGUGUAAGUAACAUGCGUGGAGAGUGGAAUGGAUUGAAAACUUUAAUCUUGGAUAAAUGUCCGUAUGCUUAUUAUGUUCAUUGUUUUGCACAUCGAUUGCAAUUGGCAUUAGUAGCUUCAUCAAAGGAAGUCAUUCCUGUCCAUCACUUUUUCACUAAGUUGAACUCCAUUAUUAAUGUUGUUGGGGCUUCAUGUAAGCGCAAUGACCAGUUGAAACCUGCUCAUGCCUCAAAUAUUGCUCAUUUGCUGAGUAUUGAUGAGCUUGAAAGUGGGAGGGGUCUUAACCAAAUUGGUUCUUUACAAAGGCCAGAUGGAACUACACUUACUCACCGUGGAGAUGCCGAUGCAGCUUAUGAGGUAAUGACUUCUUUUGAAUUUGUAUUCAUUAUGCACCUCAUGAGAAAAGUUCUAGAGAUUUCUAAUAUGCUUUGCCAAGCUUUGCAACUCCAAUCUCAAGAUAUAUUGAAUGCAAUGCAUCUUGUGGCAUCUACUAAAUUGCUUAUUCAAAAAUUAAGAGAUAGUGGGUGGGAUGAAUUAGUUUCAAGUGUGAAGUCUUUUUGUGAAAAUGUCAAUAUAACUGUGUCAGAUUUUGAUGCUAAAUAUAUUGCAAGAAGAGGAAGGGCUAGGCAUCAACAAGAUGAAUUAACAGUUGGACAUCAUUACAAAGUUGAUAUUUUUAAUGCGGUGAUUGAUUCUCAGUUGCAAGAGUUGAAUAAUAGGUUUGAUGAUAAAGCAAUGGAGUUAAUUAUUCUAAGUUCAUCCCUUGAUCCAAAAGAAAUGCGUAUAUCAUUCAGAAUUGAUGACAUUUGCAAGUUGGUAGAGAAGUUUUACCCACAAGACUUUGCAGAUUAUGAGAUUUUGCAAUUAAGAAUGCAACUUGAACAUUUUGAACAUGUGCAACAACUUCCUGAUUUUAGAGGACUAGAAAGUAUUUCUGAUCUCUGCCAAUGGUUGGUGAAAACUAGAAAAUUGGACAUCUAUCCUCUUGUGUUCAGAAUAGUAACUCUCAUUCUCACGCUUCCUGUAUCCACAGCUACAACAGAACGAUCUUUUUCUGCCAUGAAAAUAGUCAAGACUACACUUCGUAACAAGAUGGAUGAUCAAUUUCUUAAUGAUUGUUUGUUAGUGUACAUUGAAAAGCAAAUUGCAAAGCAAUUUAGUAUAGAUUCAAUUAUAGAUGAUUUUCGUGAUAUGCAGGAGAGACGUUCUAAAUUUUAG